Vespa mandarinia (Asian giant hornet) is the source of this 2116-nucleotide messenger RNA. RefSeq names its product BTB/POZ domain containing protein 3 lute (gene lute). Gene Ontology annotation, cellular component: cytosol. NCBI's taxonomy places the organism in Eukaryota, Metazoa, Arthropoda, Insecta, Hymenoptera, Vespidae. Gene Ontology annotation, molecular function: protein binding. The record is from RefSeq and is a predicted model, not a curated record. Gene Ontology annotation, biological process: neurogenesis.
GAUGAACGUAACGUGUGAUGUUGCCUAACCAGCGCCCGUCUUCCUGGCAUGGCGCCUCGGCCCUCGACCUACGUAUCUUUAUUAUCUUAAAUUUCUCGUGACUUUUUCAUUCGAAACGGCUAAAAAGAUUAAGCACCGAUUCAAAAUAGACAAGAAAAAGAAAAAAGAAGGAUUAAUAGACAAGAAAGACGUCUCGUCUUGCAGAAAGAGCAGAGAUGUCUAACUUAUACUCGAAGAUCACCGCCAAGCCGUUGCAACGGUAUCAAGAUAACGUCACGGUCAAGCAAACCAAUGCUUGGGUCAACGCGGAAUCUCCGAGCAAUGUAUCAGAUUCCCCACCAUCGGUAAGCCCUCUGUCUUCUUCCAUUGUAUUGCAGCGAGAGGGAAUAAUAAAUCAGCCCCCUAGUGCUCCUACAUCACCACUGUCUUCCUUAUCAUCGCCCGUAACUCAUUUGAAUCUUUCAUCACCCGAAGACUGUACACAAGAUCCUAAUUGGCAAGCAACAAAAACUACGGUCCGUGAACGUAAUGCUGCUAUGUUCAAUAACCACCUCAUGGCAGAUAUUAUUUUUAUUGUUGGUAGUCCAGGUCAUACACAAACUAUACCAGCGCACAAGUAUGUCUUAGCUACUGGUAGUUCCGUAUUUUAUGCUAUGUUUUAUGGUGGACUAGCAGAAAAUAAACAAGAUAUAGAAGUACCAGAUGUAGAGCCAGCAGCUUUCCUUGCGCUGUUAAGGUAUAUGUACUGUGAUGAAGUACAACUAGAAGCUGAUACAGUUUUAGCAACCCUUUACGUUGCUAAAAAAUAUAUAGUUCCACACUUAGCACGUGCAUGUGUCAAUUAUUUGGAAACAAGUUUGACUGCUAAGAAUGCAUGUUUACUUCUAAGCCAAUCUCGAUUAUUUGAAGAACCAGACCUUAUGCAACGAUGCUGGGAAGUUAUAGAUGCUCAAGCAGAAAUGGCACUAAGAUCCGAUGGUUUUGUAGACAUUGACAUUCAUACACUUGAAUCUGUCUUAUCUCGAGAAACAUUAAAUUGUAAAGAGAUUUAUGUGUGGGAUGCUGCAUUAAGAUGGGCUUCUGCUGAGUGUUUAAGACAAGAUCUUGAGCCCACAUCCGCGAAUCAACGACAAUUAUUAGGAUCUGCCUUGUAUCUAAUUCGACUUCCAGCUAUGAAUUUAGAGGAAUUUGCUAAUAGUGCCGCACAAACUGGUAUACUGACACAACAAGAAACAAUAGAUGUUUUUCUACACUUCACUGCAAGUAAUAGACCGAUGCUGUGCUUUCCCACAAAAGCUCGACAAGGAUUAAAAACUCAGGUUUGUCAUAGAUUCCAAUCAUGCGCUUAUAGAUCAAAUCAGUGGCGCUACAGAGGAAGAUGUGAUUCAAUCCAGUUCAGUGUUGACAAAAGAAUUUUUGUGGUUGGUUUUGGUUUAUAUGGAAGCUCUACUGGUGCUGCGGACUAUAAUGUUAGAAUAGAACUUAAGAGGCUGGGCUGUGUCUUGUCAGAAAAUAGUACAAAAUUUUUUUCUGAUGGAUCAAGCAGUACAUUUCACGUGUACUUUGAAAAUCCUAUACAAAUAGAACCAGAGUGCUUUUAUACAGCAAGUGCAAUACUCGAUGGUGUAGAAUUAAGUUAUUUUGGUCAAGAAGGUAUGACAGAGGCUACGGUUGGCAGUGUAAACUUUCAAUUUCAGUGUAGUUCUGAAAGUACUAAUGGUACAGGUGUUCAAGGUGGACAGAUACCUGAAUUGAUUUUUUAUGGACCACCGUCAGAUGAUUGAUGUAAAUUUAUAAUGUGAGUAACACUUUAAUCAAAGUGUUUUCUUUUUGCGAACAAAAAAAAAUCUUGUAGGUAUUCAGUGGCUAUCAUUUUAAACGAAACUUGCACACUUCGUCAGCCUGUUAAGUGACAAGUUAAAUUUAGUAGAGUGAAAUUCUACUGUGUGGGAAUUUGCACAUGAUAUGUAUAUUCUAUGAUGAAAAUAGUUUAGUACACAGAUCUUGUAUUAAAAUAUACCCACUUAGUAGAAUAUUUUACUCUAUGCACAACUAUAUCUUGCAACAGAGAAUGUAUUGCAAGCAAUAUUGUCACUCUACAGAUUUUAGUAAAUAA